GGCGUGAAUGAAAAGAAAACCAAAACAAAUCGCUCGCUUUAAAUUCUUUCGAAAAAUCAGCAUCGGGAUGGCUAGUCGCGUGGGCAUGCUUUUGGGACAGGUUAUUCCGUGCGUUAAACAAAACGCAUCCAAGAUCCGAGUGCGUAGAAUGGAGUUGGACACAAAUCUCAACAUGUACUUUAAAAAGGAUGAAUUCUACUUUGCACACGACCCGGACAAACGCUGCAAAUCGGGAGACAUCGUGUUGAUCAAGGAGCUGCCGGAAAAGUUAACUCGCCUAAUAACGCACAAGAUUGAGGAUAUCGUGUAUCCGCUCGGCGACAUCACUGAUCCGAUCACCGGCAAAAAGGUGGUUGUCGGCAAAUAUCGCGAAGAUAUCGAGGAAGCCAAUCGACUGUUUGGUAAAUCGAAGGAUGCGUUCGAUUACUCCACCGCACCACCACGUGGCCGGCUCGAAGGCACGAGAGAUUUCACGCACGGUGAAACGUACAUCAAAUACCACGAUGAUGGCAAGGAUCAACCGUUUGCCGUGUAGAUCCAUGGUUUUAUCUUAAGUUUUGACUUGUUUGGAAGGAAAUGUAGUGUAUAAUACAAUAACGCUAGCACCGGU
Molecule: messenger RNA, 610 nt
Organism: Anopheles darlingi
Lineage: Eukaryota; Metazoa; Arthropoda; Insecta; Diptera; Culicidae
Gene: mRpS17
Product: 28S ribosomal protein S17, mitochondrial
Exons: 2
Coding region: 8-535 (175 amino acids)
Biological process (GO): mitochondrial translation
Cellular component (GO): mitochondrial small ribosomal subunit; ribosome
Molecular function (GO): structural constituent of ribosome
Source: RefSeq, a predicted model, not a curated record